AACAGCUGGGGGAAGAAGCUGACAAGGAAACGUUCAGCUAUAAACUCUAAGGCUCUCAACUGCAGUGAACAGAACUGCAGAUCUGGCUCAUCUCCCUAGAACUUUGUCAUUGAACCACUUGGCUUUGUUAAGUAGGUUGCUUUUAAAUGUUGAACCAAGACUUUGUAAACACGGCUUGCAAUAAAGCCCAUGAGACUUUGGAAUUUGACUACUGAGGCAUUUUAUUCCAUUCCAGCUGGUUAUUAAAUUACCACUACUAUAGCGUUUAAAGCCCAUUACCUGACCACAACCUUACGACUCUCUUAUCUUUUGCCCCACUGAAAGCCACUGACUGACCAACUCUGUGACAGGAGACCAUGGCAAAGAAGGUGGCAGUGAUUGGAGCUGGUGUCAGUGGACUGAUCUCUCUGAAGUGCUGUGUGGAUGAGGGACUCGAGCCCACCUGCUUUGAGAGGACCGAAGAUAUUGGAGGACUGUGGCGGUUCAAAGAAAAUGUGGAAGAUGGCCGAGCGAGUAUCUACCAAUCUGUCAUCACCAACACCAGCAAAGAAAUGUCCUGUUUCAGUGACUUUCCAAUGCCUGAAGAUUUCCCAAACUUCCUGCACAAUUCUAAGCUCCUGGAGUAUUUCAGAAUCUUUGCCAAAAAGUUUGAUCUUCUAAAAUAUAUUCAGUUCCAGACAACCGUCCUCAGCGUGAAAAGAUGCCCGGAUUUCUCAUCCUCUGGCCAAUGGGAGGUUGUCACCGAGAGCAAAGGCAAGGAGCAAAGUGCCAUCUUCGAUGCAAUUAUGGUUUGCAGUGGCCACCACAUCCUCCCUCGCAUCCCACUGGAGUCAUUUCCAGGUAUAGAGAGGUUCAAAGGCCAGUAUUUUCACAGCCGCCAAUACAAGAACCCAGACGGAUUUGAGGGGAAGCAAGUCCUGGUGAUUGGAAUAGGAAACUCAGCCUCAGAUAUUGCCGUUGAGCUGAGCAAGAAGGCUUCUCAGGUGUUUAUCAGCACCAGGCAAGGUUCCUGGGUCCUCAGCCGUAUCUCUGACUGUGGCUAUCCCUGGGACAUGGUGUUCCACACCCGGUUUCGCUCCAUGCUCCGAAAUGUCCUGCCACGAGCAGUUCAAAAAUGGAUGUUGGAACGGCAGAUGAAUCAGUGGUUCCACCAUGAAAAUUAUGGACUUGAGCCUCAAAACAAAUACCUUAUGAAAGAACCUGUACUAAAUGAUGACCUUCCAAGUCGUAUACUCUAUGGAGCCAUCAAGGUGAAAUCAAGAGUGACAGAGCUCACGGAAACUUCUGCCAUCUUUGAGGAUGGGACAGUGGAAGAGGACAUUGAUGUCAUUGUCUUUGCAACAGGAUAUACAUUCUCUUUUCCCUUCCUGGAAGACUCGCUUGUGAAAGUAGAGGAUAAUAUGGUCUCGCUAUAUAAAUACAUGUUUCCUCCUCACCUGGAGAAGGCAACCCUGGCCUGCAUUGGUCUCAUCCAGCCCCUAGGUUCCAUUUUCCCAACUGUCGAACUUCAAGCUCGUUGGGUGACGAGAGUUUUCAAAGGCUUGUGUACCUUGCCCUCAGAGAGGGCUAUGAUGGAAGACAUUAUCAAGAGGAACAAAAACAGAAUUGACCUGUUUGGAGAGAGCCAGAGCCAGAUUCUGCAGACCAAUUACAUCGAUUACCUGGAUGAGCUCGCCGAGGAGAUAGGUGCGAAGCCAGACCUCCUCUCUCUCCUGUUCAAAGAUCCUAAACUGGCUGUGAAACUCUAUUUUGGACCCUGCAAUUCCUAUCAGUAUCGCUUGGUGGGGCCUGGACGAUGGGAAGGAGCCAAGGGGGCCAUCCUCUCCCAGAAACAGAGGAUGCUGAGGCCUCUAAAGACGCGCACUCUAGAGCCGGCUUCGAACUUCCCAGUUUCCCUCCUGCUGAAAAUCCUGGGGCUUCUUGCUGUUGCUUUGGCCUUUUUUUUCUAACUUCAGGGUACUAAUCCAUCAGCUUUUGGCUUUAUUAUCAGUCAGUACCAGUUAAAGAAAAAAAAAGACAGAAAGAAAAAAUAUUAAAUAUAUAUUCUAAAGGUUAGAGUUGAGAGGGAAGGAGUAAGAGAGGUAACUGUGGAGAAUUAGCAGGAUUAGGACUAUGUAUGAAACUAAAAUAGUGCCAUGAAAUGUCUUUGCCAUUUCACUCUUCCCUCAAGUUAUCUAGACUCUCCAAAAAGAACAAUCAAAUAAUACAGGCUAAAUAGUAUCACCAGCCCUGAUAUAUAUAAAUUUCUGCCAGCUGUGCAGAAAACAGCAGAAUUACACAGAAUGAAGAGCAGGCCCCACUGUUUAAAUCACUGGAAAUUUUAAGUUACAGGUACAUAUUUCAAUGCCUGUGUGAUGUUCUGAACAGUCUUUCUAUCCAGACUAUUUGGUGACAAAGUUCUCAGACAUUCGGUCACACUCCAUUUGCUUGGUGGGAAAUCACUCAAAAAUACUGGAGAAAAAAAUGAAAAUAGACUUUAAAGCCACGGCAAUACUCAGGCAGCUCUAAGAGUCUCAUAUCGAAAGCCAAGCAUUUCUUAUAAUUCUUGUAUUUUCUUAUAUUUUUCUUAUAUGUUGACAGAAAAACUGCUGUAAAAUAAAAAUAAACAUCCCAUGAUAGUUACGUACUAUAUACUUAGUACUUAUUAUAGACUAGACAUUGUGCUCUGUGCACAUUAUGUGUAUUAUAUCAUUUAAUUAUCACAACAAUUCCGGGAGAUGGGUGCAGCUAUUAUACCGAGUUAGCGGAUAUGAAAUUGAGAUUCAUACCAAUUGAGUGACAUGCACAAGACCAUACAGGUGGUCUUACGAUGAAGCUGGGAUUAGAACCCAGAUUUGCUUGACCUCAGAACUAAAGACAUAACCUUUCCCUAUAAUAUACUUAAUUACAAAAAUCCCUAGUAUUGAUAAAGUACUGAGCAGUGUAUAUUAUUUACGAUCAUAUAUAUAUAUUUUUUUUUGGAGGACAGCACUCCUUGUAAAUAUAAUCCGAUUAUAUUUGGUUUAUAAUUCAGCUAAACCUAAGAAGCAUUUGAAGUAAUUUUACAGUGAAAGGUACCUAUGCAAUAACAUUUAAGAUCAUCAUUGACAUUUUGGAAAAACAAUCACCAAGGAGGAAAAGUAUAUUUCCCAAGUAGAUGAAAAGCAUUAUGAAAACUGAGUCUUGUAUUUAGUUCUAACCUUACAGAUAACCUAGGCAAAAAGUUAAUCAUAUGUAAUAUUUGUCAUCUGAUCAAAGGACGCAGACCAGUUUGUCAGGAAAGACAAACAUUUUCUUGAAACUGAAGUCCAAAAAAGACCCAAGCAAUUCAAUGUCAAUAGACAUUGAGCAAUAAACAUCUGAUUAUGAAACAUGCACUGCACACCCACUGAGCUUUGGGAGACAAACGCUGCCAUAGGCCCAGACCAAAGCCUCCAAAAAGAGGUAAAAGGUCAGAGGUUAAAGGAUUUAGGCAAAUUUCCGCUCUUACUCCUUCAAAGCCUCUGCUGACAUUGUUCUUCACUUUGCCUGCAUUUCUCUGCCAAAAGCCUAGAACAAUGCACUGGCAAUCUCUAUCUGCUGAAACUUCUUCCUUAAAGUCCACUGAAAUAUCAGCAUUUAAAUGCAAGUUUGUUUAGUCACUGCUCCUGUCAGCAAAUUCCUUGGGGGGUAAAAAAUUCCAGAUAGUGUAUAUACUUAGUUCUUGGUGAAAAACUGAUUCCUUUACUAAUUCUUAAAGAUUAUUUGCAAGCCAUUAUAUUAAUAAUAAUAAUAAUGUAUCAACCCUUUCUAGCAAGAGUAGCAAAUCCAGCCUACCCCCUAUUUCUGUAUAUAAAGUGUUAUUGGAGCACAGCCACAGCUAUUCAUUUAUUAUCUGUGGCUGCUAUCAAGCUAUAAUAGCAGAGUUGAGUAGUUGCAAUAGAAAACGUAUGGCACAUAAAGCCUAAAAUAUUUACUAUCUGACCCUUUGCAGAAAACGUUCGCCAAUCCCUGUUUUGUGAUGUGCCAAACAUUAUCCUAAUUGUCAUAGCCUCAUUCAUCAUUACCAGUACCCAGUAACUAUGGAUACCAUCCUUCUUCUAGUGGAAGAGAUUGAGAAACAAUGGCCAGAUUAAUGCUGAAUCAAUGAAGGAAAACAGCUCCAUUAGGGACAGAAUUGUUAUUAAAUUUAUAUCCUUGAAAAUUUUAGAAAGAGGAUGAUCUCUUGAAAUCUUUCCAAAUACUGUUACCUUUUUAAAACAAUAAAUAGUUCAUUUCCAGAGUCUGAAAUUGACUAAGGAAGACUCAUCCAAUCUCUUAUUUUGCCUCCAUACAUCCUGAAACGUGAAACUAUCCCAAACAAACAGUCUGGGAUAGCUUGUUCCAAACUAUGACCCAUAAACUACCUGCAUUAGAACAGCCCAGGGAGCUUACAGAAGGGUAGGUUCCUGGAUUUAAAUGUAACAGUAAUUCAAACCAGCUGAAUUGGAAUUUCGGAUGGAAUCUCCAGUCUUGAUAAGCUCCCUAGAAGAUUCUUGGGCACAUUAAAUUUAGAAAUCAUUUGUUUGAGUUCUCUCCAAAAA
Molecule: messenger RNA, 4541 nt
Organism: Myotis daubentonii (Daubenton's bat)
Lineage: Eukaryota; Metazoa; Chordata; Mammalia; Chiroptera; Vespertilionidae
Gene: FMO2
Product: flavin containing dimethylaniline monoxygenase 2
Exons: 9
Coding region: 357-1949 (530 amino acids)
Molecular function (GO): flavin adenine dinucleotide binding; N,N-dimethylaniline monooxygenase activity; NADP binding
Source: RefSeq, a predicted model, not a curated record